AUGCCGCCCCGUGGGACGUGUGCGCGGGACCGAUGCACCUUCGGCACGUUUGCCAACGACACCGAGAUGCGUGGUGCAGGUGACGGGCUGGAGGGAAGGGAUGCUGUCCAGAAGGACCUGGGCAGGCAUGAGAGGUGGGACCAUGUGAGCCUGGUGGAGCUCAGCAAGGGCAAGCGCAGGGUCCUGCACAUGGCCACCGAGUACCACCUCGGCCUGCUGAAGGCAAAGCUUGCAAAAUACAGAGCUCAGUUGCUAGAACCCUCCAAAUCCUCGGCCGCUAAAGGAGAAGGCUUCGAUGUGAUGAAAUCUGGAGAUGCCCGGGUGGCGCUGAUCGGUUUCCCUUCGGUGGGUAAGUCCACGUUUUUGAGUUUAAUGACCUCAACUGCCAGCGAAGCUGCGUCUUACGAGUUCACCACCCUGACGUGUAUCCCGGGAGUCAUAGAAUACAAAGGAGCCAAUAUUCAGCUGCUGGAUCUGCCCGGAAUCAUCGAAGGAGCAGCACAAGGGAAGGGCAGAGGUCGGCAGGUGAUAGCUGUGGCCAGGACAGCAGACGUCGUCAUCAUGAUGCUGGAUGCCACAAAGGGUGAAGUACAGAGGGCCUUGCUGGAGAAAGAACUGGAAUCUGUAGGAAUCCGGCUGAACAAAAGCAAACCAAAUAUCUACUUCAAGCCGAAGAAGGGUGGGGGUAUCUCCUUCAACUCAACUGUCACAUUGACUCAGUGCUCCGAGAAGCUGGUGCAGCUCAUCCUCCAUGAAUACAAAAUCUUCAACGCUGAGGUCCUCUUCAGAGAGGAUUGUUCCCCUGAUGAGUUCAUCGACGUGAUUGUAGGCAACAGGGUCUACAUGCCGUGCCUCUACGUUUAUAACAAGAUUGACCAGAUAUCCAUGGAGGAAGUGGAUCGUCUUGCUCGGAGGCCCCACAGUGUUGUCAUCAGCUGUGGCAUGAAACUGAACCUGGACUACUUGCUGGAGAAGCUCUGGGAAUACCUGGCACUCACCUGCAUCUACACCAAGAAACGAGGACAGAGACCAGACUUUACAGAUGCCAUUAUUCUACGGAAAGGGGCCUCUGUGGAGCACGUGUGCCAUCGAAUUCACAGAUCGUUAGCCAGCCAGUUCAAAUAUGCCUUGGUGUGGGGGACAAGCACAAAAUACAGCCCUCAAAGAGUGGGCUUAACCCAUAUGAUGGAGCAUGAAGAUGUCAUUCAGAUCGUAAAGAAGUAACCCUCUUUGCUGGUGCCUGGCCUGGUCUUUGAUCACUAGAAUUGGAACUGACCACAUAAAAGCAAAACAAAACAAAA
Molecule: messenger RNA, 1301 nt
Organism: Opisthocomus hoazin
Lineage: Eukaryota; Metazoa; Chordata; Aves; Opisthocomiformes; Opisthocomidae
Source: RefSeq, a predicted model, not a curated record